This is a messenger RNA of Populus euphratica (Euphrates poplar), 1334 nucleotides long. Its product is annotated as protein REVERSION-TO-ETHYLENE SENSITIVITY1-like. The transcript is spliced from 3 exons. Gene Ontology annotation, biological process: regulation of ethylene-activated signaling pathway; response to ethylene. The record is from RefSeq and is a predicted model, not a curated record. Gene Ontology annotation, cellular component: endoplasmic reticulum; Golgi apparatus. Lineage: Eukaryota; Viridiplantae; Streptophyta; Magnoliopsida; Malpighiales; Salicaceae. Bases 430 to 1137 code for a protein of 235 amino acids.
UACAUUUAAAAAAUAAAAAUCUCUCCGCAGCACAGCACGGGCAUACAGGCUGGUUUUCUCAAAUCAAGUGAGUUUCAGCUCUUCCUCUCCAUGCAAAUGUCACUUGGAGACCUACUGCUGCAGGAUGCAGCUGGGUCCGCUAUCAGAUUCUAAAUUCUGUAAUCGACAAUAGUAAUGAAGUACUGAAUCUAUUGGGUCAUUACUCUUUCGUACCCCCAAAGGAGAAGGAAGCUUUAUAUGAAUUUCUUCAUUAGGACAAUCAUCAUAUCAUCACUUGCAAAGAUUUCUAUUCAUUUAUUUUACUCCAUGCUACUUUUCACAAGCCUCGAAGGAUUUUGCAGGUUCAAUAUCUGAGGGUGUAAUUUGACACAUCAAUGUUUCAUCAUAGAAAGUGCACCAAGCUAUAUGUGACGUGGACAAUUUUCUGCAAUGGAUUCAAAAGGAGCUUACGAUGUUGAGCAUAUGAGUUCCACACCAAGAAUUCAGCAUGAACUGUGGCCUCUUGAUGGAAUUGAUCCAAAGAAAGCUAAGUUUCCAUGUUGUCUCAUCUGGACUCCACUCCCAGUUGUCUCAUGGUUGGCACCUUUUAUCGGACAUGUUGGCAUUUGCAGAGAGGAUGGAACUAUUAUAGAUUUUUCAGGAUCCAAUUUUGUGAAUGUUGAUGAUUUUUCUUUUGGUGCUGCUGCUAGAUAUUUUCAACUUGAUAGAGAACAGUGUUGCUUUCCGCCAAACCUAACUGGACACGCAUGCAAGCAUGGCUACAAGCACUCAGAACAUGGGGCUGCGAUCACAUGGGAUGAUGCUCUACAGUCAAGCAUGCGUCACUUUGAUCACAAAACAUACAAUCUUUUCACAUGCAACUGUCAUUCAUUUGUUGCCAACUGUCUGAAUCGGUUGUGUUAUGGUGGAUCAAUGGAUUGGAACAUGAUAGAUGUGGCAGUUCUAAUACUCUUCAAGGGGCAUUGGAUAGAUUGGAAAUCCAUCGUCAGAUCCUUCCUUCCUUUCGCAGUUGUGCUUUGCAUAGGUGUAUUCUUGGUUGGCUGGCCCUUCUUAGUUGGCCUGUUCUCAUUCUCUCUCCUCCUUAUGGGGUGGUUUUUGUUGGGCACGUAUUGUUUCAAAAGCCUGUUAGAAUGCUAAAACUUCUGCAAUCUAUGCUGAUGGCGUUGAUUUGGGUAUGAAGUUGAAUCAGUAUAUUGUUUGUAAGAGUUUAUAACGCCAAAUACAGUCACAACACCAUGGAAGUCGUGUUGAUGCCAGGAGAAAUCUCUGCCCCAUCAUCGUGAAAAAAUGAACUCAUUGUAGGGUUGUUUUGGAAAUGAAAUGAAUGUUCAUUG